Messenger RNA from Ceratina calcarata, 1577 nucleotides. Its product is annotated as sister chromatid cohesion protein DCC1. The transcript is spliced from 9 exons. The record is from RefSeq and is a predicted model, not a curated record. NCBI's taxonomy places the organism in Eukaryota, Metazoa, Arthropoda, Insecta, Hymenoptera, Apidae. Gene Ontology annotation, cellular component: Ctf18 RFC-like complex; chromatin; chromosome, centromeric region. Gene Ontology annotation, biological process: maintenance of mitotic sister chromatid cohesion; mitotic sister chromatid cohesion. The coding region runs from base 190 to 1395 and encodes 401 amino acids.
UUCGUCCUCAUUGGGCUUGAUCCAAAGAAAAAUUAUCAUUAAUCAACAUAUUGGCUUUACCAUAAUUUUCCUGUUUUUCCAAUUAGAGGAAUUAAUGAAACUGCAGUUAUGAUAGUAGCCCAAUCGUAACGGACCAUCUUUGAAUGAGUUACUAAUAAUUUAGCUUGCAACAUUCCUAAACAUCACGCGAUGGAAACAACGAGCACCGGCUACUCGCCGACGAUAGAAGAUGUACGGGAGAAUUUGCAGCUGGCUGCUAUUAAGGAAUCAGACUUGCAAAGUGUAACGCAGAUCUUGUUCUCCGAGCGAGAACGCGAUAUGCACGAGCGUGUAAAAUUAUUGGAACUCGAUGAGAACUUGUUGAAGACGAUCGAGAAGGGAGAGAGUUUAAAGUUUCAGGGCUGUAAGAAUGAUACCGUGGUGCUCUGUACUAAAAAUCGAACGUACGACGUCAAAGAAGUGGAAAUAUCGAAUUCCCUGAUGUUAACACCUAACUUAGAGUUGUCUGAACAAACAAACGUAGACACACCUGAUAGAACAAUGAAGGUUCUCAAUAUUUCAGGGAUUUUUCAUACAUAUUUUGAGGCAAAGGAAUGUGAGCCCAGAUUGGAAAAAUUAUUCACUAUACUCGAACCGACGUCUUACAAGGGAGUCGAAUACGAAUCGUCGAUACCUGAAGAAGAUCUGUACGAUUGGCGUAGAUUGCAAAAUGAGAUACAAGCUAGCGAAGAGGAACUGGUUCAAGCUUUGAACGAUUACUUCAUAGUCAAUAUUGAUGGCUAUUUUCGGUUGAUAUCGUUCGAAUUCAAAGUUCGAUGUGUGACCCUCAUGUUAGAUCUCUUCGAGGAAUUUAGUUGGGAAAUAGACGAGGUGGAUAGAGAACUUACGUAUGACCAUUUAAAAGACUUUAUACCCAAACCAGUUUUUGAUACCCUGUUUAAAAAGUAUACAAAUACAAGUGACAAAUCUAAAGAGGAUGGAACGAGAUUACAUAGAUAUAACGAGGAGCAGUGUUGUAAAACUUUGGCAAAGGUCCUCCUCGCUGCUUCUCCAGUCACUGAGUACAAGCAGUUCAUGGAAUCAUGGAAUAUCGGCACGCCAGAAAAGAUAAAACCGAAAGAGGAGUACUUGAACGGGAUCGCUCUUAUCAAGUGGAACAGUUUAACGAUGGAGAAGGAAGUGGUAUCCUACGCAGAGACCGACCUACCAAAGGAUAUUAACGAACGAUUUAAUGCACUUUUCAAAGAGAAGGAUAAGUGGACAGUCGAAGAGAUUACACCGUACAUAACAAAUUUAACGAGUCAGAAAAUGAACGUGAACGCAGCUUUAACGAAAUACGCCAGGUGUUCGGUGAUUAAUGGUGUCAAACAUUACAGCUCGAAGCACGGUAAAUAGAAGAUCCUUCCUGAUGCCGAAAUCAUUCUUGCUGUUUAUUACUUUGCUCCGUGUCAUAAUACAUAGUUACCUUUACACAGUUUUAUAAAUACUUUUUUAUACGUUUACACACACACUCUCUCUCUCUCUCUCUCUGCAUCAUUUACUGCCUAUAACAAUAACAAGAUGAAUGACUGAAUGAA